GCUAAAAUAUGUUGUGAACUCUGAUUUGUUUGGUAUUUGGCUCUGUGAGCGUUUUGCUUGAUAGGUUUCGACGAAGAUUGCUGAGUUCAUGGCUUUUCGUUUCGGAGGAAGACAAAUGGCUGGUAGGGCUUUGCUUGGAGCAUCCACACAAUUAAGGGGAUACUGCCAGAAAAUCUCUCCCACAGAAUCCUCUCGUAGUGAAAAAGAUGUUAGAGCUUGUAUUGCGGGUGGACUCGUAGCUUUUUUGUUCUACUCGUACUGGUUACGCAACGAAGCUUGGAAAAUUAAAGAGAGGAGCACACUCUUGACUACUACACCACACAGUCAGUCAUUUGUCAUUCGUAAAGGAAGAAAGGUUGAUCACCAUGUUUGGUGUCACCAGGAAGAGCAGAAACUUUUCCCUACUGGAUGUGAAAAGCUACUUAAAUUGUUUAAUAAACAUCAGUUUAGUGGGAUAACUGUUGUUUGUACCAUGAGUACCCACUAUGAAGAUGGGGAUCAUCAGAAAAUUCUUAAGAAGAAAACAGUCUUGUUGUCAGUCCUUUCAGGAAGUCUUUGAUGAACCAAAAGACUUACCUCCUAAAAUGUGCUCAACCUUUCAAUUUAACUAGGUGUGUGUCGGGUUCUCCAAAACUAGUGUAUAUUUGGAGAAUCUGACAUGGGUGCGGCAUCGAAAGUGAAAAGCCUGCGCAACUACGCUUUUCGAUCAUUGAUGCACCCAGUUGACACGGGUGUGUGUUGGAUUCUCCAAGAAUACACUACUUUUGGGAAACCUAACACCAACCCGUUGACAUUUUUUGAAUAGUCCAAACAACACAAGGUCAUUCCCCUCUAAAAGACAUGUUUCAAAACAUCUUUAAUUAUUCAAUAAACUGAAGGGCUACAGUGGACAACCGACAGAUUGUACAUAAUGUUGAGAAUAUUAAAAGGUGGAACAAUUUUGAGAUCUCCUGCAGCUAAUUGACUCUUGGAACUAUUUUUAGACACACAAAGGAUAUAAUAAUGUGGAAAAAGGUGUGUUUACAACAAUUAAGAGCUGUUGUGAAGAACAAAAUCAUCAUUGGAACAAUUACGGCCAAGUUGGGCAGCAAAGGUUCCAUUUUGACAAAAGUGCAGAAAAGAGGUUUACAAAAAAGUUGAUGGAGUAAAUAACACAGUAAUAAAGUAGUGCAAAAUAAAUCAA
Molecule: messenger RNA, 1183 nt
Organism: Solanum pennellii
Lineage: Eukaryota; Viridiplantae; Streptophyta; Magnoliopsida; Solanales; Solanaceae
Exons: 6
Coding region: 89-559 (156 amino acids)
Source: RefSeq, a predicted model, not a curated record